GAUUAACCCGCUCUGCAACACCGUUCUGCUGUGGUGUCAUCCUGACGGUAUGAUGCCGACCAAUACCCUCAUCUGCACAUAACUGAUUAAACUCCUCUUUGCAAAACUCUAGCCCAUUGUCUGUUCGUAGCUUCUUGAUCUUCCUACCCUGUCGAUUCUCCACUAAAGCUUUCCAUUGCUUAAAAGUUUUGAAGGCCUCAUCCUUUGACUUAAGCAACCUAAGCCAUGUGUAUCGGGACUUGUCAUCUAUAAAAGAUACAAAAUAGCGGAAACCUCCCAUACCUUCAACUCUAGAUGGACCCUAGCAAUCUGAAUGGAUAUAAUCAAGCACAUCAUCAGUAAUGUGAGCACCCUUGCUGAACUUUGACCUGUGUUUCUUCCCAAACACACAAUGCUCACAAAAUUCAAGGUUGGCAACCUUGAUCCCGGAUAGUAGACCCCUCUUAGCCAAUAGCUGCAUUCCCUUCUCCCCCAUAUGACCAAGCCUCAUGUGCCAAAUCUUGGUCAUAUCCUGGUGAGACACCGAUGCGCAAACCGCAGAACUAGACAGUGUGACACCCUCAAAGACGUAGAGGGUGUUCCUCUUGAUACCCUUAAGUACCAACUCCGAACCUCGAUAAAUGGACAACUCCCCAUCCAAAAACACUCCAUUGUACCCCAAAUCAUCCAAAGUACCUAAUGAAAUCAGAUUCUUCCCCAAAGCAGCGACAUGCCGCACCCUAGUUAAUGUCAACUUUCGCCCAUCACUAGUCCUCAAUCUCAUAGACCCAAUACCCGUAACCUUACAAGGUGCAUUGUUACCUACAAUAACAUUGCCCCCAUUGCAAGACUCAUACGUGUCAAACCAGUCUCGACGCGGACUCAUAUGGAACGAACACCCCGAAUCUAGAACCCAAUCAUCAGAAAGAACCCCAGACUUAGCAGAACUUACUAAUGCCAAGUCUUCCUCCGAAUUAUAGUUCUCCUUCGGUUUUUCCUCAACUACAGCAGCUUGGGACUUGCCCUUCCUCACUGGACAAUUUGCCCUAAAGUGACCCGGUUCCUUACAGUAAUAACAGGUCUUCCCCGCAGUCUUACCAGAUCCCUCUUUGCCGUUUCCAACACCCGACCUAGUAUUGUUGCCCUUGUUAACCCCUUUCUUCUUUUUAGAUUUUCCGGACUUAACAAACAACCCACUACCACUCUCCCCGUUAUCACCUAUAGCUUUCUGACGAAGUUCCCUAGUAUGAAGUGCUGCCUUCACUUCUUCUAAGGUCAGUGAGUCUUUACCAACAACAAAAGACUCAACAAAAUUCUCAUAGCUAGACGGUAGAGAUACAAGUAAAAUCAACGCAGCAUCCUCAUCAUCUAUUUUAACAUCUAAGUUACGCAAAUCUAGUAAAAUAGAGUUAAGUUUUUCAAGAUGUUCCCGUAAGGGAGUACCUGACUGCAUCCGGAGGCUGAACAACCGCUGCUUCAGCAAUAACUUGUUGGUCAGCGACUUAGUCAUAUACAAUGACUCUAAUUUCAUCCAUAAUUCCGCUGCUGUAGCCUGAUCAACGACCUCCGUGAUGAUAUGAUCAUCCAGACUUAGCAAAAUGGUAGAAUGAGCCUUUUCCUCCAUUACUGCUAAUUGCCCGUCAGUUAGUCCGUCUUCCGACCCCGCAGUAGUACUCUUUAGAGCCAACGGACGCCAGAUUUGCUGCUGUUUCAACAGAGCCUUCAUCUUUAUUUGCCAUAGCCCGAAGCUAUUUUUCCCGGUAAAUUUUUCGAUUCUUAUUGUAGAAUCUCCAGCCAUUGUUUCACUCAAAAAACUCUCCAAGGACUUAAACCUGAGCUCUGAUACCAAUUGUUGUGCGACAGCGGAAGCAAGGUCGAUUAACAAUAAUGAAACAAUAAGAAAUUCAAUGCAGACAAUAAGAAAAUGACACGAGAGAUUUAACGUGGUUCACUAUCAAUGUGAUAGCUACGUCCACCGGCACCGAGAUCAAAUAAUUUCACUAUAAUCGCAAAGAAUUACAAGAUGAAUUACAAUCACGCUCACAAAUUAUUGGCUCUCUUGUGAUCUCUCUCCCAAUUUGUGAAUCAUAUCUCUUAUAACUAAUAAGAGGGUGUUUAUAUAGUAAACCCUUUGUGAACGAUACUUGGGUAUCAAAGUAUCCACAAAUAACCGACCACAAAUAAAGGUAACCGUCAAAAAACCCACGAAAAACAAGAUCCGCAAAAAACGUAAAGGAGCUCGCGGGCCGUGCAUGGAGUCGCGAGCCGCGACUGUUUUGUAUCCCAAAACAGUAGCUUUCUAUUCUCCACUCGCGGGCCGUGCAUUUCUUCGUGAGCCGCGACGUCCUUGAUCCCGAGUUCGAGGCAUACUAACAACAGCUUUGGAAAAUUAUUGUGAAAUGAAUAUUGAGGGUCUAUCACUCUAUAGAGUUGAAAACGAUGGCAAAAUUUCCUGAUGUUAUGGCUCGGAAUGGGAAUUACCGAAGUGAGUUACGGGAAAGUAGGGGAAAUGAAAUCAGUCGAAUUCCCGGUACAAAGUUUACGAAGUAUCCUUUUGGGGAUUGUGUGAGAGGUGACGUUGAGUUGCUUGACAUACUUCGUCGCUAUGUAACUAAUCAAUUGUCAAGAACCAACAAAUUUCGACCUUUUAAUUUCACGAGAUUCACAAUUGGAGAUAUCAAGAAAUAUUAUUGCUCCAACAAUUUGUCUGAGUCCCCGAUAUUCUUCUUAUCUCAUUGGGUUUUUCACCCAACGAAGUAUGCUGCAACUGACUAUUCUCAGCUAUUUAGAGAUAAAUCUGUUAUAACAUACACCUGGAGAAUGGUUCCAAAUAGCAUGAUUGACAUAUAUAAACCCAGUGUAGAGGGUAUGGUGAAUCAAGGGUAUCGGGUGAAGUACCGUCUCUACGAAGCUAAUGAAAAUGCCUUGGAUUUUGAAGAGCAUCCGCAAGAAACUGUGUUGUAUAUGUAUUGUUUGUUGGGUAGAGAAUAUGUUGAUCCUGUUAUAACUUGGAACAAGGCGUCAAGUUGGAGUUUGUGUAAGCUGACGGAGGAUCGGGAAUUCCCUCAACCAUGACCAUUACCUGUUUUGUUGCUAUAGGUUAUUUUUGCGGCGGUAUUUCUUCUAAUUAGAGAAAAGAGAAGCUCAUGAUCAAGCAAAAUAAAUAAAAAAAGAGAUGACAAUAACAAAAUUAUCUUUGUUGCCUUCAACCAAAUUUCAAAUUUCAGCUUGCAGAUGUGUUAACCAAAAUCUUACCUUCAGCACAAUACAAAAUAUUGUUGGACAAACUAGGCAUGGUUAAAACCUAUUCUAGUUUGAGGGGGAUGUUAAGAAUAAGAAUGAUCCCAUAUGAACAGGCUGCAAGUGUUCUGUGUGCUGUGUGCAGCGGCUAUGCAAAUGAGAAGUCCUCUGUGUGAAGUCCUCUGUGUGCAGCCAAGUGAAGCAAUUGUAUGUGCAGAAAAUAUAUGCAGUAUGCAAGGUGCAAGAAGGAGGAGGAAGUAUGUGCAGUAUACAAGGUACAAGAAGGAGGAGGAAGCUGAUACAUGCACUUCACAACAGUAGCUAGAUAUGGGCUGAUCAGAGGCCCUUAUAUCAGUUGUAUUUGUCAUAGUGACAUUUGUAAAUAGGCUGUUAUAUGUUAAUUAACUUUAGUUACCAGUUAGUUAUAACUAACUCAAGUUAGUUAUUUUAUAACAACCUAAACAUAUCUGUAUAUAUAUGUAAAGACCUCCUAUGUACAGAAUAUUGAUUCAAGAAAUGAAUUACACUUUGUUCUCAA
Amaranthus tricolor (Joseph's coat) is the source of this 3757-nucleotide messenger RNA. RefSeq lists its product as uncharacterized. The transcript has 4 exons. The coding region runs from base 2419 to 3054 and encodes 211 amino acids. The record is from RefSeq and is a predicted model, not a curated record. Lineage: Eukaryota; Viridiplantae; Streptophyta; Magnoliopsida; Caryophyllales; Amaranthaceae.